AAUGACUGCAGUUCUGACCUUCGCUCCAACACACUAUAAACAAAUACAAUACCACACGUGGCAACGUCCUAUUCGCCAUCUGCCUCCCCGGCUCACUUUCACAACCACUGAUCAUCGCUUCACCACUCGUUCACUACACAUUACAAACAAUCGCCGUGAACUCGCCGCCAUGUCCUCUUCCGGCAACUCGCUCCCACUCGGUUCCACAACUCAGUUCGAACUCAGUACCGAAGCCGAUUUCAACAAAAUCGUUUCUCCCGAUGGACUCAUCUCCAUCUGCGGCUUCGGCUCUCUCCUCUCCGAGAAUAGUGCCAGAAGUACAUUUCCUCAUCUGAUCAACUUUCGAGUCGCGAGAUUGCUAGGUUUUCGCCGUGUGUUUGCUCACGCGGCUCCGAUUUUCUUCCAGCGCGGCAUUGCCAAUCCACAAACUAAGGAAAUUUCAAGCUUAAGUGUUGAGCCUUGUGAAGGUAAAAGCCUUCUAGUAACUGUUUUUGAGAUUCAUAAUUCAGAGAUUCCUUCAUAUAUUGAGAGGGAGCACGAGUUUCGGUUUUUAGCUGUAAUUCCUGAAGCAUUUGACGGAAAGCCAUAUGCUUGUCCUGCGGUACUUUGUGCGCGUUAUAGUGAUGAGGAGUAUUUUCAAAUCAGGUGUAAAGGCAGCCAGGAGAUAUACUUCCAACGAUAUGGACAAUAUAAUAUCCACAAGAUUUGGAGGGAUGAUAUUCUACCUUGUCGGGUUUAUCUUCGACACUGUGUGCUGGCUGCAAAAAACCUUGGAGAUGCAGUAUAUAAUAACUUUAUGGAUUACACUUUUCUUGGAGACCGUAAAACUACAAUUCGGGAGUAUUUGAAAACUGCAGGAUCAGGCAUUAUGGAAGAGGAGCCUCCAGAACUUCUGAAGAAUCGGUAUGGUGGCUGACAGAAGUAAUAUAUCUUUUCCAAAGAAAAUUGAGUUGAAAAUGAUAACUUGUACACCUAUGAUACAUGUGCACUCAAUAUAAUAAGUUCGGUAUAACUUCAUUUGUACAUGAUAAUAAAUACAGUAGAAUAGUAGAUAGUGAACAAAUUUUUGUAGUUGGUUGGAAAGAUUUUUUAAUGAGGAAGUGACAGUUUUCACUUGAA
This is a messenger RNA of Daucus carota subsp. sativus, 1119 nucleotides long. RefSeq lists its product as uncharacterized. Bases 2 to 916 code for a protein of 304 amino acids. The transcript has 8 exons. NCBI's taxonomy places the organism in Eukaryota, Viridiplantae, Streptophyta, Magnoliopsida, Apiales, Apiaceae. The record is from RefSeq and is a predicted model, not a curated record.